GUAAAGUGAUUGGAAUUUGCCGAAACGAAACAUGAAUCGAGUGUUCACUAAGUCGAUGCUGCAAAUCGUAGCAAAAAUCAGAGAGUCAAACAAUGUACAACGACGAAUGUUCGGUUCAACACGAUGUUGUCUACACGCGAAUGAGCCGACACGAAAUACGCAGCAUUUUGAUGUCAUCAUUGUUGGCGGAGGAAUGGUUGGUGCUGCUCUCGCUUGUUCACUUGGGAAAAACAGCAGGCUACAAGAUAAGCGAAUUUUGUUGCUAGAAGCAGCGCCGGAAUGCAAGAAACCUUCCACCGACCGAUACAGCAACCGUGUAUCAGCAAUCAACAAAGGUGCCCAUCAGUUAAUGGAGAAAAUCGGAGCUUGGGAGGAAAUCAAAAACACUCGCGUCAAACCAGUGAUGAAAAUGCAAGUAUGGGACGCUUGCUCCGAUGCCUUGAUAACGUUCAACUAUAACGAUUUUGCCGAGAACUUAUCGUGGAUAGUGGAAAACGACGUCGUUCUUGCGAGCAUAUACAACCAGCUGACGACGGUGCCCAACGUAGCGGUCCGUUACUCAUCGAAAAUUGCAAAAUGCGAUUUGAUUCGGGACGGUGCGGAUAAAAGUGCGGUUCACCUAACAAAUGGCGAUCUGCUCACAUGUGAACUACUGGUAGGCGCCGACGGCUAUAAUUCGAUGGUUCGCAAGCAGAUGGGUGUCCACAAUUUCACGAUUGCCUAUGGCCAAAUGGGCAUCGUGUCAACGCUUCAGCUGGCUGACAUUUCUCCCGGGGGCAACGUGACCGCCUGGCAGCGAUUCCUUCCCACCGGUCCAAUCGCACUUCUACCAUUGAAUGAUGAGAUGAGUUCCCUUGUUUGGUCAACCAGCAUUACUGAGGCGAAAAAGCUGUUGCAACUGGAUGACUCUGCUUUCGUGGCUGCAGUUAAUGCGGCCUUCAACAAACCGGUAGCCAGGAACACCAUCGUAGACCAAGUGGUGUCAAAUGUCCAUUCUCUGCUCAAGCACAGCACGGGACAACGCAUGGAAGCGGCUCCCGCCGUACAGUCGGAAGUGAAACAUUCACGUGCAGCAUUUCCACUCGGCCUGGGCCACACCAGUACCUACGUAGCGCAAGGCGUUUGCCUAAUCGGUGAUGCCGCUCAUCGUGUUCACCCACUAGCCGGUCAGGGUGUCAACCUAGGGUUUGGCGAUGUUCAAGCGCUGACCGACGUACUGGCUGAUUCGAACUAUGCCGGACUUGGCCUGAGCACGGUUGGCGAGCUUACGAAGUACGAACAGCAGCGGUUGAAACAUAAUGUUGCCAUGCUGCUAACAACUCACGGCUUGCAACGACUUUACACGACGGAUUUCAUGCCCGCCGUUGCACUGCGCAGUGUGGGUCUUACCAUCACUAACGCAUUCCCACCGGUGAAGAAUUUUUUAAUGAAUCGUGCAAUGUUUUAAAACGAAGAAAGACUGUCUACCAGGCAUAGCAGAGAUUAACCUACUCACGGUCAGUUUCUUCAAUCUACAAUACAAUAAAGUACUUCAAGUAUUUAAAGUAGCUAUUUGACUAUAUGCUACAC
This is a messenger RNA of Anopheles bellator, 1569 nucleotides long. It is a transcript of the gene Coq6, whose product is annotated as ubiquinone biosynthesis monooxygenase COQ6, mitochondrial. The transcript has a single exon. Gene Ontology annotation, cellular component: mitochondrion. Lineage: Eukaryota; Metazoa; Arthropoda; Insecta; Diptera; Culicidae. Gene Ontology annotation, biological process: ubiquinone biosynthetic process. The record is from RefSeq and is a predicted model, not a curated record. The coding region runs from base 32 to 1447 and encodes 471 amino acids. Gene Ontology annotation, molecular function: 2-octaprenyl-6-methoxyphenol hydroxylase activity; oxidoreductase activity, acting on paired donors, with incorporation or reduction of molecular oxygen, NAD(P)H as one donor, and incorporation of one atom of oxygen; FAD binding.